AUGGCACCACGCACAAUGGCUAACGCUGUGACAGAGCCAGUUAGGCUUAGUCCCGAGCAGCACAGCAUUUACACCAGGCACAAGCGCAGGCUCCGAAUUGUCCGCGAAUGGCUUGUGAACAAUGCGUCUCGCAAGGCGCGGAAAAGCACUGGCAUCUUCUUAGGAUCCUCGCAGCCGAAGCCGAAUGAGAGAACGAACGACAACCCUCUCGACGGAGCUAUUUGUCUGCGGCCAAGCCAGUACCUGCCGCUUGCACAUGAUAUUGUGCGAGAUUCCGGAAAAGCACUCGUUCCAGCACCAAUCAUCGAUGCUAUCAGCACAGUCAUUCGCUUCCGACGUGUGUGCUGCUCUUGGUUCUCGCAUAGCACUGAUCCAGAGACUGUCAGAUCCAAUGAGUCCCACCUCGCCUUUGUACGUAUCCUAGAGCAGACUCUUGCCACCCUCUCACCUUUCCGCGAGGUCGUCGACAACCCAGCAGAAGUCAACAACGAAGAAGGAGACGAGAUCGAGUUCUUCAAGAACAAAUUUGAGUCUCUCACAGUCUCGGAUGACAGAAGCACAAAUCCCAUCAAAGACUCCAGUGAGGUCGAACCGCGAGGUCUCGCAGUUUCCCGUGAAAGAAGUACGGAUCUCAUCAAAGACCCAGGUCAAGUCGAUCAGCGAGCUCUCGCAUCCUCAGACAACUCAAGUCCGAGUCCCCUCGGAGGGUCCGGCAAAGUCGAACCUCAGACUGAAGCAACCAGGCUGUGGACCCCUUCAGCGACGACAAUCAGCUGCCUCCGAAGAUCAGGCAAAGCUAUCGAAGAGUCUGCGCGGCUAAUUACGACUUCCGAGAACGCCAACGUCGCUUCGACUUUCGACUUGCCGAAAUGGUACGAUGUGGCCUACGGAUUAGUGUGGAAAGCACGUGCACGUAUCUUCCAGCACGAUCUUACACCUGAUGCGAAGAUGAAGCUCCAAGAUUUUGGGGAGAAAAUCCGACACGGCGAUAUUACGUGCGAUCUCAUCGACAGCGAGGAGGUGUUUCUUGACCGCAAAAACGUUCAAAUACAGGCUCCCCCAUUGACCUUGACCGGCAGAGACCAUACACACAGAAUGCUCGUACCACGAUCUGUCUCGACCCUUCAGGUAGCCUCAAGUCCACCAAUGCAUGACGUGGACAUGGUCGCGGAUCUGGAUGCGAUAUUCAAAGACGGCCUAUCAUACUGCAACGACAAAUACUGUUGUCAUACGGUACAUGAAGACCUCGUGCUUGGGGAGCUUCGCUACGCUGUACGUUCCAACAGACCAAGACUGGCUACAGCGUUUGCCGUCGCUGCCUUCGCCGACAUUCGAAAGCUCGAUAUCCCCUCUGCGCCUUGUCUGGAAGCGGUUGACAAAGCUGCCGAAGCGGCCGAAAUCACAGAAAUGACCGUAUACGCCCAGAGGGCUCACAUGAAUCACCUUCAAGAUCACAAAGAGAUGAAUGGUCACCGCCUAUAUUCCCUGGAGUACGUCGAGCUCACACGCAAUCUGCGAUCAAACAGGAGGCAAGGGCAAGUCGAGAUUCACCAAGACCCGCAGGCCGGACUCCAUGGCUCUCUUGCCGUUCAGAAGAAGAUUCGAAGCUUUUUGUCACAAAGCCCUCUCGCCUGUGGCUCCCUGUCUUUCCGACUUCAGCAAGAUCGGCUGCACCGUAUAAUCAAGCAGGUUGAUGGCUCCUUCGUCAUCCGGGCCUGUCUACAUUUUUACAAUGCAGCACUGCAGCGUGGAGAUUUCAAAGAUGUAUGGCAUGACAUGGAGUACGUGAUUGAGGCGAUCGGUACGAAGAUUGUGUUUCUGGGUGACCGACCACGAACCCUUGAACAGUGUCUCAGCGUAUGUCGUCUGACAGUGAACCUGGAUGUUCCACUUGGUGAUGUCUACACUGGUAGACGCUACAUGCCUCGGCAGAAGAAGGAGCCUAAGGGGCUGUUCGAGCCGCGAGCCGUUCCUUUCUGCAUUAUGGCUGCGAGAGUUGACGAAGAUGAGCGCGGACUCGGUAUCAGUGACAUUCGUGGACAGCUCGACAUCGUCAUGCGUGCACUGGUGAAGGACCCCAACGUCGACGUCGAGGUGAUCUCUGACACAGAUAUUGUUCUACAGAAUCAGCCAUUUCUGGAGCAGCAAGCGCGGCGCCACAGAACCGCUGAUGCCGUGCAGCUCCUCGACGCCGCGGCAGCGCGUCUACGGCUUGAAUACAAACAUUUCGCUGAUGGCUUCGACUGGCUCCGCUUGGAAGCAAUCUGUCUGUCGCUUCUUCGCAAACUACAACUGCGUUACAAGAUUGAGGCUCUGGACGAACUGAUUGGCGUUAGUGACGCGAUGGCUAACAUGUACGAAUACCAGUCGUGGAAUUAUACGCUCAUGUUUGCGCUGGUGCAGCUUGCCGCUGCGGAUGAUGGCCGAUACAAGCAAUACCGCGAUCGUGUCAAGAAGAUGGGUGGGUCUUGGAAAGACGCGGAGGAGGCCUCGAAAACGUUGGAGGAGGACGCAAAGAUUGGCUGUCUUCCAUAUGAGACGAGCGUUGGUGUCAUGGCGGAGGUCAUUGCUCAGCAUGGGAGCGACGCCUCGAGGAACUGUCCGAAGUCCAAGAUCUGA
Cyphellophora attinorum is the source of this 2619-nucleotide messenger RNA. RefSeq lists its product as uncharacterized. NCBI's taxonomy places the organism in Eukaryota, Fungi, Ascomycota, Eurotiomycetes, Chaetothyriales, Cyphellophoraceae. The coding region runs from base 1 to 2619 and encodes 872 amino acids. The record is from RefSeq and is a predicted model, not a curated record. The transcript has 2 exons.